Molecule: messenger RNA, 1245 nt
Organism: Centropristis striata (black sea bass)
Lineage: Eukaryota; Metazoa; Chordata; Actinopteri; Perciformes; Serranidae
Exons: 1
Coding region: 1-1245 (414 amino acids)
Source: RefSeq, a predicted model, not a curated record
AUGCUCGCCUACAAACUCUCUGUUUGUUGUUCCAACCAGAGACCAACCAGACACCAACCAGAGACCAACCAGACACCAACCAGACACCAACCAGACUUCAACCAGACACCAACAAGACACCAACCAGACACCAACCAGACACCAACCAGACACCAACCAGACUCAACAAGACUCCAACCAGACACCAACAAGAAACCAUCAAGAAACCAACUAGACACCAACAAGACACCAACCAGACACCAACCAGACUCCAACCAGACACCAACCAGACUCCAACCAGACACCAACAAGACACCAACCAGACUCCAACCAGACACCAACCAGACACCAACCAGACUCCAACCAGACACCAACAAGACACCAACCAGACUCCAACCAGACACCAACAAGACACCAACCAGACUCCAACCAGACACCAACCAGACUCCAACCAGACUCCAACCAGACACCAACCAGACACCAACAAGACACCAACCAGACACCAACAAGACACCAACAAGACACCAACAAGACACCAACCAGACUCCAACCAGACACCAACCAGACUCCAACCAGACUCCAACCAGACACCAACCAGACACCAACCAGACUUCAACCAGACACCAACCAGACACCAACAAGACUCCAACCAGAGACCAACCAGACACCAACCAGACUCCAACCAGACAACAACCAGACACCAACCAGACACCAACCAGACACCAACAAGAAACCAUCAAGAAACCAACUAGACACCAACAAGACACCAACCAGACACCUACCAGACUCCAACCAAACACCAACCAGACUCCAACCAGACACCAACCAGACACCAACCAGACUCCAACCAGACACCAACAAGACACCAACCAGACUCCAACCAGACACCAACAAGACACCAACAAGACACCAACAAGACACCAACCAGACUCCAACCAGACACCAACCAGACUCCAACCAGACUCCAACCAGACACCAACCAGACACCAACCAGACUCCAACCAGACACCAACAAGACACCAACCAGACUCCAACCAGACACCAACAAGACACCAACAAGACACCAACAAGACACCAACCAGACUCCAACCAGACACCAACCAGACACCAACAAGACACCAACCAGACUCCAACCAGACACCAACAAGACACCAACAAGACACCAACAAGACACCAACCAGACUCCAACCAGACACCAACCAGACACCAACAAGACACCAACCAGACUCCAGACACCUAAAAUCACACUUUAAAAGUGUCUGCUAA